GCCGGACCCGCUAAAUUUUUCUUCGGGCUUCCCCCAUCCAACCGAGACCGCCCCUAGUCCGUCACCCAGUCAAUUAACCAAGGUAAAGCAUACUUUUUGCUUGUGAGGCAUUUCAUUACUCUUUUUAUCCUUUUUCACGAAGUCCUAUUACCUCUUCCAAUUUCCUGUUUUCACCACCAUAAUUUAAUUGCUUCGCGCUGCAUCAUCAGCCAUGGCGUCUACCCUCCGUCUGAGCUCCUCUGUCUUUCGAACUACACUUCGGGCCCCCAGUUUUGCGGCCCGUACCACAGCGUUCAACGCAGCACGAUGCUACUCUUCUUCCAAAAGCCAGACCUUGAAGGAACGCUUUGCCGAGCUGCUCCCCGAGAAGAUAGAAGAAAUCAAGGCCUUAAGAAAAGAGCAUGGCUCUAAGGUCGUCGACAAGGUCACCCUCGACCAGGUCUAUGGUGGUGCCCGAGGAAUUAAAGCUCUAGUAUGGGAAGGUUCAGUCCUCGACUCUGAGGAGGGUAUCCGCUUCCGAGGCAAGACAAUCCCCGAGUGCCAGGAAGUUCUUCCUAAGGCCCCCGGCGGCAAGGAGCCCCUACCCGAAGGUCUUUUCUGGCUGCUCCUAACCGGUGAGGUCCCUACUGAGCAACAGGUUCGCGACCUCUCUGCUGAGUGGGCUGCUCGAUCCGAUGUUCCCAAGUUCGUCGAGGAACUUAUCGACCGCUGUCCUACCGACCUCCACCCGAUGGCGCAGUUCUCCCUUGCUGUCACCGCACUUGAGCACACCUCGUCUUUCGCUAAGGCUUACGCCAAGGGUAUCAACAAGAAAGACUACUGGGGAUACACUUUCGAGGACUCGAUGGACUUGAUCGCCAAGCUCCCCACUAUUGCUUCUCGCAUCUACCAGAACGUCUUCAAGGGCGGAAAGGUUGCGCCGGUUCAGAAGGACAAGGACUACAGUUUCAACUUCGCCAACCAGCUGGGCUUUGGCGAGAACAAGGACUUCAUCGAGCUGUUGCGACUAUAUCUGACCAUCCACACUGACCACGAGGGUGGCAAUGUCAGCGCCCACACUACUCACCUUGUUGGCAGUGCUUUGAGCUCUCCUUUCCUAUCGCUCGCCGCUGGUCUCAACGGUCUUGCCGGCCCUCUUCACGGUCUUGCCAACCAGGAGGUCUUAAACUGGCUUACCGAGAUGAAGAAGGUAAUUGGUGAUGACCUAAGCGACGCUAAGAUCACCGAGUACUUGUGGUCCACUCUCAACUCCGGCCGAGUUGUUCCCGGUUACGGCCACGCCGUUCUCCGCAAGACGGAUCCCCGAUACACCGCUCAGCGAACAUUCGCCCUAGAGAAGAUGCCCGACGACCCCAUGUUCCAGCUAGUCAGCCAGGUUUACAAGAUCGCCCCCAAGGUCCUGACCGAGCACGGCAAGACCAAGAACCCGUUCCCCAACGUCGAUGCUCACUCUGGUGUCCUCCUCCAGUACUACGGCUUAACUGAGGCUAACUACUACACUGUCCUAUUCGGUGUCUCGCGUGCCAUUGGUGUGCUACCGCAGCUCAUCAUCGACCGUGCAGUCGGUGCGCCGAUCGAGAGACCCAAGAGUUUCUCUACUGCUAAGUGGAUCGAAAUCUGCCAGAAGCUAUAAGGAAUGAGGAACGCAUUUUUCCUUUCGUCUGAAAAGAGCAUGUUUCACAAACGGAAAUAGAACGGUCUACCGAGAGCAGUGGUGUAUCACGGGAGGGGGUUGAAUUAGAGAUACUCCUAACGAUACCAAAAAGCUGCGCUUGUACAAUAAUACGUCAUGAUUGAAUUUUGUAUAGGUAGAUGCAAUUAAACAUUAACUACUUAAAAUAUUCCACUCAUUAUUAGAAGAUA
This is a messenger RNA of Daldinia decipiens, 1863 nucleotides long. Its product is annotated as citrate synthase-like protein. Gene Ontology annotation, cellular component: mitochondrial matrix. NCBI's taxonomy places the organism in Eukaryota, Fungi, Ascomycota, Sordariomycetes, Xylariales, Hypoxylaceae. The record is from RefSeq and is a predicted model, not a curated record. Bases 212 to 1633 code for a protein of 473 amino acids. Gene Ontology annotation, biological process: carbohydrate metabolic process; tricarboxylic acid cycle; citrate metabolic process. The transcript is spliced from 4 exons.